AUGCUAACCGCUAAAAAUACUUGCUGUUCUUAUUUAAAGUUUAAAUAUAUUUUGAAUGCGAAAAAUGAGAGGGAUUUGGUGUUUGACGAGAAGAUGUUGUACAGAUUAAACUGGCCUAUAAUUAAUGAUGAAUUAGAGGGGUUUGAGUUGGACCAUCUUCCUUCCAGUUCUUUUACGGCUUCCAAUUCAGUCAGAAGAGCCAGUUCUUUAAGAAGUUCUGAAGACACUGAAGGAAGGGAAACACCUGUUUGCAAAAAAUCCACAUCUGUAAGAGAUUUGGUUGGAAGCUUCCUAAGCAGAUCCUCAUCCGAAAGAAGAUCUCCUAGCCCAGCAAUAACAAAUAAAAGAAGUGACCCUAAAUUUUUGGACAAAAAUGUUUUAAAAGAAAACAACAAUUCAACAAAUACUUCAAGAGGAUACAAUUUUAAUAAUAAGCCAAAAACCUCAAAAAGUAUUUGGACAAAUGAUUAUAAUCGACAAUAUAGAGAGAAAAGACCUGCUUCCGCUCAACGGCCUUGUUCAGUUAAUUCCUCUCAAAACUUUUCUUUUUGUAAACAAAUAAGCAAAUUAGAAUACCAACAAGAAUCUAGCAAUAAACAACAAUCCAAACAUUUAUCAACACUUUUAGACUCGAUCAUUUAUGAUCAAAAUUUGAGUGAAAAUGAAAAAGUUGUUAAAUUAAGAGAUUUCAAAAUAGCUUACCCAACAAUAUAUCAGGCAAAAUUUGGUAAAGAAAAAUUAAAUGAUACUCCAAAAAUUAAUAAUUUAUCUUCAAUUAACAACAACAAUUUAUUAUUAAAAAAUAAUAAUGAAGCAGCAACAACAACUUCCUUAAGCAAGAAUUUUAAGAAAAUUAUUUUUUAA
This is a messenger RNA of Meloidogyne enterolobii, 864 nucleotides long. The record is from the annotation of a GenBank genome assembly. Lineage: Eukaryota; Metazoa; Nematoda; Chromadorea; Rhabditida; Meloidogynidae.